Molecule: messenger RNA, 4626 nt
Organism: Uncinocarpus reesii 1704
Lineage: Eukaryota; Fungi; Ascomycota; Eurotiomycetes; Onygenales; Onygenaceae
Exons: 4
Coding region: 1-4626 (1541 amino acids)
Cellular component (GO): membrane
Source: RefSeq, a predicted model, not a curated record
AUGACAGAUGCUACGACCAUCACCCUUGUUGACAAUACCCAUCCCGAGAUCGAUUCUGAUAUCACCCCAAUCCUGAGCUCUUCCUUUAGCAGGCCGCCCAGAUCACUGGCAAAGAAAUUAACCCGCAAUUCGGUCCGGGAGAACCUUGCUCGACGCAAAUACGCGAAAUGGCAACAGGAUCGGUAUGAUAACCGGCAGAAUGAGUGUAGCAGAGAGAGCUCUUUGUCAAGGCGCCAGUCCAGCCAGCGCGAACGGACCACCUCCAUCGGACCUUCCAGCACAGCAACUGACGACGCCGAAACGGCUGGUUUAGAUGGAGCGUCGACGGCUACGCGAGGUGAACCGCAGAGUGAGAUUGAUGUUCUAUACGAAAACCAGCGAGGCAUGUUUUUCUUUGGGAUACCCUAUUAUUCGGAAAAGUCGCUCCUUAAUCUGGACCCUACGGCGUGGCUCACAAAGAACUUUGAGAUGAGUCCUGUGGAUAUCACAAAUGCACAGCUUCCCGAUCCCAGUUGGGAGUGGGAUUGGAAAACUUGGUACAUUGAUAUGUCGUACGAUGUGGAUGAGGAGGGAUGGCAGUAUUCCUUCUCCUUUGCGUCGAGGUUUGCCUGGCAUGGAACUCAUCCGUGGUUCCACUCGUUCGUCCGUCGGAGGCGAUGGCUAAGGAAAAGAGUGAAGAAAGGAACCAAGGAACUACGGAGGAUCAUGACCGAGGAUCGAAGCCAAGCGUAUUCUACUAUUGACGAAUUCCUAACUUCACGGACUGCUUCUCGCACCCGGGAACCGAGUAUCUGUAGAGAGGGUACAAGUCAUGUGAGUACGAUACAGCAAGACCAAGAGGAUGUUAUAUCGCCGGAUGAGAUUACAAACCCCGUCACUCUGUUGAAAGCCGUCAAAAGAGCUGCACUUGAUAGAGAAAAAAUAGAAGCGGUGAAAGCAUUUGUGCAUAUGGGAGGCGAAGAGUUGGCCUACUUAGAAGAAACGUUACCAGAAAUUUUGUCACUGCUUCUUUUUCAUACCUCCAGGCGUCAGCUCGCUGAUUUCCUUCUCAGCGCAAUCGAAGAAAUACCUGAGGACACGAAGGACGAAAAAGCACAAAGGAGGCGGAGUAAUCUUGUCAAAGCUGUCGGUGCCACAUACCGCCAGUAUAAAGGCCUUGAAUUCUGGGGCGAUGUCGGCUCUGAGAUUGCUGCAGUGAAAGGAAAGGCGCCUCCCAAAUUCCUAGCUACGGUAGAGAUCAACACACGAACGCUGGGAGUCAACAAACCCCAAUCCUCCUCACUCCCGCCCUCCAUGCUAUCAGGCAGUCGCUACUGCCUGAGAACCGGAAUAUCUACGUCGUCCGUCUCCGAAAAACUCGUUGUCGCCGGCAAUGAACCCUUACUCUUCCUCUACCCCCGUUUUUUCUCAUCCCAAUUCGAUGGCUCCCGUCCGAAGCCGUCAACGGGCGCUUCAAUCCAGGCAUUGGGGGUCAGGAGGCGGCCGAAGCUGCUAAGCAAAGAUAAUCUAAGGUAUCUUAAGCGCGAAGCACCGUCGAGACGUUCGUCACAGCUUGCGGUUUCGCGCUGCUGUUCGGAGUCGGAGAAUGGAGCUCUCCCGGUUAGCCCUCGAAAGAAAGUCUGGGGUCAGUUCUCGCGUCCGACCAAAAAUACUAAAUCGCAUACGCCUCGGGAUGAAAGCGACUCGGCAAAUGUGCCCGGGGAGAAGGGUUUAACCGACUCAGCUUACGACAUUGACGGCCAGCAUACUCCUUCUGCCUGCAGACGGUUGGCCUACACCGGGACUCGACAUGCGAAUGAUUUACCAAUUGAUUAUAAACAAACUACUGCUGGGCCUAAGAAGACAUCUCCUUGGAACGCAUUUGGCAAGCGUGCGGAGUCGUUACACAAUGGCGACCUGGUUCAGGAGCGAUAUACGCGUGGAGAAAAAGAGAUGGCAAUGUCACACGAAGCGUAUGCCCUCGGAAAGGAGGAUAAAAGCAAUUCCCAAUUGGAUAGCGGAUUCAAACGUGGCGACUGGCACGGUGUUGAGCCUGCCAGUGAAUACCAAGGAAAUCGCAUAUCGGUUAACAGAAAAGGCUCAACCAAAAAGGUAUAUAGUAGAGGGGCCUUUAGCGAACAAUCAGCUGAGUCAAAUGCUGCUCAAAUCGAGCAGCAAGAAGCUUCAGAUUUGGGGAGGGCAGGCAGCGGGUUUGAAAGAUCGUCAUAUGAAGUGCCUAACCCCGGAAACAAAAGGCCGCUUGUGCAGAGAGUCAUACACUCUAAAUGGGCACCGAGCGGAUCACAAUCUUCGAAAAACGUGGCCGAGUCGAAAUCUAAAGGUAUAGCCCUCAAAAGCUUGAGAGGAAAUCAAAACCACAAUGUUACUGAACGCCGAGUCAAUCGAUACAAUUCUACUUCAAAAAGUAAGACUCCCGAAUGCAGGAUUACCAGUCUCUCGACUCGUCAAAGAAAAUCCAUCGGUGCGGCUUCUUCUCAACUGGUUGAUUCCGAUGCCACCAACGAGGUCCCUGAAUCCACCGAAUCAGGCCAUAAGCGGUCCCACUGGCUACGGAUCGUGGAUAUAUUGAAGCACCGCCGCAAUAAAGAGCCAGAAUUUGACCUGGCGGAGUUCAAGCAGUACCUGCAAGUGAUGACUGUGCUUCUCAGGUUAAUGAGAAAUACGACAGAGUAUUCAACUGAGAAAUUUGAAUGCCACAAAGUCAUCCAAUUACAGGAGCAUGAAGUCGUUUACUUAACCGGUGACGACGCGGAAACCUCUUGGGACAUUCCCGUGGUCAGCGGUUGUCGAGUUCAUGUGCUUCCUAGGGAGGAUGAUGAUUUUGGCAGCACGCGCAACGUUCUUCUAUUAGGCUCAUCAAAAGCCAUCAAACUGGCUGAGGAGCAGUUACAAGAAGAAUUGAAGCAUACACAUCGUCCGGGCCUUCCACCGUUUGCUCGUGAGGGCGACAAUUCUAAGACUCCACUUAUCCGUUCCAUUUGGGCUUUCCGAAGAAUGCGGACUGCAGAAGGCGAGAUCGAACGGGCCAUGCGAACUGAAGGCGUCUGGAUUAAUCAAACAUGGCAGGACGCACGAGUUGACGACUAUCCGAUGCCAAAGGUCUGGACGGUUCGAAGCUUUGCAGAUUAUGUGGAAACGGUAACCUGCUUCUUCAACACUAAAGCUCCGCAGCGCGUUGUGUACCCUAAUGGAGAUAUUCACGAGAUCGUUGUCAGAGAUAUUCUGUUUCGACUAUUUGAUAAUCCGGACAAUCGAAAGUAUUUCUCGUCACGGGCUCUGAGUCUUGCGAUGUCAUACCUUCACCAUCAUAGAUUUUUUGAUGACACGCGGGCACUAAUACCAAUUCUUGAAGAGUUUUUGACGAGACGAAGCGCUAAAAGAUUGCUCCAGUCCGCUGCCUCUAACUACAAUAUGGGCUUCUUCAAGCUCUAUCUGGAGAUGUUUGAAAAAUCUAAAAUUCCGCCAGAUGAAUACUAUUGGAUUGCUUUUCUUCAGUCGAUAAGAUCCAAUAUAAUGAGAACAUAUUUUUGCGAUCUGAUCCACAACCUAGGAGCAAUGAAAAAACCGGAUGUGGUCAAUUAUGCUGUGAACAUCACGAUCAACCACAGAUUUCGAACCCAUUUGAGCAAUGGAGGCAGCGGGGCAGACUUCGUCAAAGCAAUGAAUCUAAAAUUCGGAGACAACUGGGUAUCAAUCGCUGCGAUUAACAAGAUAAUAUUGGAGACUACUCUAGCAAGCAAUCUGGAUGCGCGCAACGAUAUACUAAAAUUUUGCUGGGAAAAACAGCUCAAACUAGACACGAUGACGCUAAACAAUGCACUUCUUUAUUAUGUGGAAUCGAAACAUAUCAUGUCGGGGCUCAAUUUUUUCGCAAAAUUUAUCAAAGUAUAUCGGGUGAAAAUGAAUGGUUUGACCUGGCAGUUGCUCUGGUUUUUGGGCUUGCGGCGGAGGUCAUAUAGUCUUUGUCGAGUGAUUUGGAGAUACGCUUGUUUCCUCAACGGCACGACCGGCGGAAUUAUAAAAACAGUUCGCGACAGUCUUGCUCGACCUCUAAAGCUAGACGGCCAUUUGACUGUCGGAGAACGAUGGAUAAUGUAUCUUGGAAAGAUCGUGAUCGGAAUCAUUCCCCAUAAACCGAGACCAUCUGACGAACAUACUACCGACCUAAAGGAAUUAUAUGCAGAAACCGAAGUCGACUCAAACGAAGCAUAUCCUGUCGAUCCUAAGGACGCGACCGUGGACCAUCUAUGCACAGAUUCAAAGACUGGCCCGCCAUUGGAAUGGCGCGUGGCAGCCGCAGAUGAAUUGGUGGAAAAAGACCUACAGGCACGUCGAACCCAUAAACCGUGCAUAGCCCUGGAGGAAAUCCUCCUGCGAGCUCUUAAUCGAGACCUGUUUUGGAGCAAGAGCAGCAAAGACGUUCAUCUCCAACGAGAGGCUGCGCUCCCUGUCCCGAUAGAGCCUAAAUACCAAAGUGGAUUGACAGAGGUGGAGGAGAAGAUGAUCCAGGAGGAAAUUGAAGCGGUUUUUAAACGGUCGGAAUUUGAGGAAUCGCUCAGCUUCGAUGAUGAUUUGGAUGAUUUCCCGGAUCUACAGUAUAAGCUUGUGCCUUCCGGCCCCGAGUAA